UUUAGUUGAUCAUUCACUCACCAUAAAGUCGCUGCAUUAGUAGCGACGAGAGGCUGCUGAACAAACCAGAACCGUCUCAGUCCGGAUUUCACUGACACACAGCUUUGAUGUAGCUUCUGCUGCCCUGUGGGAACUGGGUGGACAGCGGAAUGGAACAGAAACAUGGCACAUUAUAACCAACCACCGUCCCCUACGACCAGCGAUGUGAAUCUGGGAGCUUCAGCCAAUCCUCAUGCCAAACCCACUGACUUUGAUUUCCUUGCUGUGAUUGGGAAAGGAACCUUUGGAAAAGUGCUCCUGGCCAAACUCAAAGCGGAUGGAAAAUUUUAUGCCGUGAAAGUUCUUCAGAAAAAAGUCAUCUUGAAGAAAAAAGAGCAAAAGAAUAUAAUGGCAGAGAGGAACGUGCUGCUGAAGAGCCUGAAGCAUCCGUUCCUGGUGGGCCUCCACUACUCAUUUCAAACCUCAGAGAAGCUUUAUUUCGUCCUCGACUACGUCAAUGGAGGAGAGUUAUUCUUCCAUCUUCAAAGAGAGCGAUGUUUCUCAGAAGCACGAGCCCGCUUCUACAUCGCUGAGGUGGCCAGUGCAAUCGGCUACCUCCAUUCCCUCAAUAUCAUUUACAGGGAUUUGAAACCAGAAAACAUUCUAUUAGAUGCUCAGGGUCAUGUGGUUCUGACUGAUUUUGGCUUGUGUAAAGAAGGAUUAGAACCAGAAGCCACCACUUCAACAUUUUGCGGAACGCCUGAGUACCUGGCCCCGGAGGUGCUUCGGAAAGAGCCAUAUGACCGCACGGUGGACUGGUGGUGCCUAGGAGCGGUGCUGUAUGAAAUGCUCUUCAGCUUACCUCCAUUCUACCGCCGAGAUGUAGCUGAGAUGUAUGAUGCCAUCUUAUACAAGCCCCUGCAGAUGCCUCCUGGUAAAUCUGAUGCGGUGUGUCACCUGCUGCAUGGGCUUCUGCAGAAAGACCAGCAUCGGCGAUUAGGGGCCAUCGCUGACUUUCUGGAGAUUAAAAAUCAUGUGUUCUUCAGCCCCAUUAACUGGGAUGACCUCUACCACAAGCGCAUCACUCCACCAUACAACCCAAAUGUGAGAGGUCCAGCUGACCUACAGCACAUUGACCCAGAGUUCACCAGAGAGGUGGUGCCAAACUCUGUGGGCCGCACUCCAGAGCUGACCCCCAGCCUGGCCACCAGCAGCUCCAACGCCUUCAGUGGCUUCUCCUACGUCUCCAGCGACAACAGCUUCCUCUGAGCCUCUCUGUGAAGGCCGCUCAGGUGCCUUCCUGCACUGACUGCAGUCUCUCCACUGCCUUAUUGAACCACAGAGCACAAAGCCAAACAAGCAGAAUAUUGUAGUUUUCUGUGCCCUUUACUAGCAUAAACCACUGAUGGGCUACGAAGGCAUAUACAGCUGGGAAACAUAAUAUAGCACUCCUUCAAGCUUUUUUCCAUUGUGGUAUUUGAACAUAGGCAUUUACAGUGUGCAAUGCCAAUGGGAGGGCCAAUUGGGGAAAUAGCAACAAAAUGUCCAUUAAAAAAGUAGAGUUCAGAUAGUUGUAUACAAAAGUUUGGCCAAAUUACUUGUUGUGUUGAUUUUCUAAGUGAAAAUAAGUUGACACCUCAUCUACACUACUGCAUAUUGUGGUGCAUAAUUAAUGUUUAUUUGCUGAAUAUGACAUAUUGGAGAAAAAAUAAAACAGAAUGUGGCCCGUGCAAAAGUUACAGCACAUUUUAGAUUUUAUGGUUUAUUUUUUUACCAAUUUGUUAAACUUUAAAGCACUAAAAUUUGCGGAAAUAUCCCAUAUUUAAGUUUGUUCCCUGUUCACUCAGAAAAUCAGCAAAACUUUUGCAUAUGACUGUAUAUAGUUUCUUUUUCCUUGACUAUGAAUUUUAGUGCAUAUGGUUAACUCAAACCGUCCACCUGUCUGAUGUUUAUGCUCAUUCUUUACUCAGUUGUAAGAUGAAUCAUGUAUAAAUAAGUUGGACCUCUUGUUAUGUACACACUAAUAAUAGGCCCAAGCAUAAUUACUGUAAUUUGGAAAACAAUGUAGCAGUACGUGUACCUUUUAACAAAUAUACUGUUAUUUUCAAGGUUGCUCUUUGAUGCAUUCAAGCUUUCUUUUUAGAAAAAUGAUACAAUUAGUGACUAUAAUUCAAUGUUAAGUGAUUGCUGAGUAUUCUGAAGAACAUGGUAUACAUAUUUGAGCAUUUAAUUAAAAUGUUCAUUGGUUAGCA
Colossoma macropomum (tambaqui) is the source of this 2231-nucleotide messenger RNA. RefSeq names its product serum/glucocorticoid regulated kinase 2a (gene sgk2a). Gene Ontology annotation, molecular function: ATP binding; protein serine/threonine kinase activity. The transcript is spliced from 13 exons. Gene Ontology annotation, biological process: protein phosphorylation. NCBI's taxonomy places the organism in Eukaryota, Metazoa, Chordata, Actinopteri, Characiformes, Serrasalmidae. Bases 163 to 1248 code for a protein of 361 amino acids. The record is from RefSeq and is a predicted model, not a curated record.